AUGACAGCGUCCUUACAAGUUCAACACCUCCCUACCAUCUGCUCCAUUACAAACUGUACCAUUCCCUCGCACACAGAGCCGAGCAGGCAGCCACUAUCACUCAGCCGUUCCCUGGAGUGCUUUGGUCAGCCAGCAGACGCCAUCGCUGCCAUCCGUCCUGGCUUCCUCAUCGCUCUCCUCUGCCACAUCACCGAAUGCCUACGAGUGUAUGGCCAGCACGAGAUAGCGUGCACUUCUGUUAUCUCGUUUGGGCUGGCCAGACUCUCCCUCCACCUGGAUGCACUCGAUGUGGGCAUAUUUGUGCAAUGUGUUCCGGUGUCCAGACAGGUCUGGUCUCAUAUCCCCUAUUCUCUAGACUGGAGAGACUAA
This is a messenger RNA of Knipowitschia caucasica, 369 nucleotides long. The record is from the annotation of a GenBank genome assembly. NCBI's taxonomy places the organism in Eukaryota, Metazoa, Chordata, Actinopteri, Gobiiformes, Gobiidae.